AUACUGUACACUGUAGGUCUUCACGUAAUGCGUGUACUAAGUGCCCACACUUACUGUACGUGACAUGUACUGUACGUGACCGAUGUCGUUCUACGGUUGCAGCAUGCUUGGGAAACGUUAGAGCUCGGGUCAAUACGGUCAACGGUCAUGUCCCCAAAUAGCCAUUUGAGUAACCUGUCCUACGGAAAUAUGCACCUUGUUUGUUUAAUUUCCGGCCGCGUAAAGUGUCAAGAGGCAUUGAAAUAGCUCUGGAGAGAACACGCGAGUGUAGUACAUGUUUAUUAUGUAGUAUAUAGCCUGUCGUACAGACUUCAACUAGCCGUGAUGGUAGUUCAAGAUUUUUGUCGCCCAAGCUAGGAUUGAGCCGACGACGAGUCAAGAAAGACGCAAUGACGCCGCCGAUGACGAAUUUCUCCCUUGUCUGUCUAAUGCUUGUCGUGACAGCUCGAGGGAGGGCCCAAGGGAACCGAUUGUCCAGAGCAGUAAAUGGCACCAGUACACCAGCUACCGCAACAGCACCGACUGAAAUCACCGGGCAAAGCACGGCGGGCUCUACGGGGGUCAUCACUACCACAGCUGGGAUCGCCACGACGACAAGCCCCGCUGUGACGACUGCUAACCUGGCGACCACAGUAGCACCGACAACAUCAGCCCCUCCAACAACAACCCUUGGGCUACCAGCAACUGUUAACCAGAGUGAACUCAUCCCAACCUAUCAAAUCAACGACACGGACGGUCACGUGUGCAUACUGGCCAUGUUUACCGCCACACUGAAAAUCAAAUUCGACAAAACAGACGGAGAGUCGGCAGAAGCAGUCAUUCCCUUCCCGGAGAGCCUGCAAGCUUAUGGAAAGUGUGAGAGGUACUCCAUGGACCACCGAGAGUUUUUCUUCGCUUACCCCGACAAUUCGUCGUAUACUCUCCGCCUGCGGUUCUCAUUUAGUAUUUACAAAAUCAACCAAAAGCCCGUCGGCUUGUUGUUCCCGGAACUGGAGGUAGUGUGGACGUAUGCGGCGCCCUUCUUCCCGGAUAACGCGGAAAGACUCGGUCAGCAGGACGGCAGGAUAUUUACCAGUUUUGUGAGUGAAAUGUACGGUUAUAGUGCAGCGUUUAAGUGUGACAUUCUCACGCUGAGCGACGCUACAAUAACGCUCACUCUGGAAAACAUGCUCGUGCAGCCCUACGCCGAUUUUGGCGGCUUUGGAUACGAGGACGUGUGUGACCCAACAACGCCAAGUGUCCGGCCUGUUUUUCCAACGACGACCCAGCCAUUGCAGACAACCGAGAUCCUGCCAAAUGCUACCACCUCGGAGGCGACCUCCAACCUCUCGGUGACCACCUGGCGGCCCACCUCCCCCUUCCCUGUCGGUGGUCCAACAGACCACACCGGCCUGAUAAUCGGCACGGUCGUGGGCACAAUCCUUGCAGCCCUGGCGGCUACCGGUGCGAUGUGCCUGAUCAUCAGGAGACGGCGGCCGAACAAAAUUCCAUACAGAACCGUCAUGGACACAAUGGAGACCGGGACCUGACCCAUUGGCAGACCCAGCGGCCCAAGAGGUCUAUGGCUCCCCCCCACCCACCCACCCCCCAAAAAAUGGACUCUAUUCGUUGAUUUCUUAAGGAAAAAAGACGAUUUGUUUCAAUGAUUUCGUUUCUUUUGCUCUCCAUUACAUGUAAAAUGCCUCAACGCGUAGCCUCCACACUUCACAAAUGUCAAGAAGGGUUAACAAAUCACUCAUGUUUGACCUUCCCCCAAAUGCAAGUGGAUACGCCCCCCCCGGAGUUGACGUGCAGUGUGGAGACCAGAUAAAAGUUGUCCCGAAAAACUUACUAUGCAAGACUUGCGCAUGACACCGGGACUGGUCGAGACUACACAACAAAGCAGCAUCAGCCACCCGCCUUGUCACUGCUUAAGCUUUUAGUUUCACCCUGAAAUUCUGCUUUUCAUUUUGUUCUGUUAUCCUUCCAUUGUUUAAUGGUCUUCCUGACUUGUGAUGCAUCUGUGGAGUGAUUAGUUCUAAAAGGCCAAAUAUAAUUUGACAAAACACAUUCUGGCAAUACGGGCGAUUCACAAUAGUGUGCCUCCAAGAGUUUACAACGCGUUGACCAAUCACAGUGCGCGA
Molecule: messenger RNA, 2123 nt
Organism: Acanthaster planci (crown-of-thorns starfish)
Lineage: Eukaryota; Metazoa; Echinodermata; Asteroidea; Valvatida; Acanthasteridae
Biological process (GO): establishment of protein localization to organelle
Cellular component (GO): late endosome membrane; lysosomal membrane; plasma membrane
Source: RefSeq, a predicted model, not a curated record